GUUAUUUAACGAUCGAUCAAACGUAAACAAGGCAUUAUUAUUUUAUUCGAUUAAUUUUAUUUGUAUUUCAAUGCUUGUAAGCCGUUAAUUAAUUUUAAAACUGUUUAAAGUUGUGGGGGAAAACGACUUGGUUUAGAAAAAUGCGUCAUGCUAAUAAGAAAAAGGUUAUUUACUGUGGUAUAAUCGUUAUUACGCUAUUAGUUUUGCUGCAUCCAGAUAUGAAUGCCCGCCGUUCUUACGAGUUUAUUGAAAAAGAUAAUAUCCUUCGUAGCCUUCAUGAGGCAACUGCUGACAAUUUUACUAGUUCCGCUGUACUUGACUGUGAUUAUUACGACAUUAUACACGAUGAAACUACUCUGUCCAUUAGUUUAGUAGACGGAGACUUAAUUGAGGGCCAUAGGAUAAAGGAAGGUGGAGAAUACGCUCCGUCUGAUUGCAAACCCAAGUAUAGUACGGCUAUUAUUGUUCCUUACAGAGAUAGUGCUGAACAAUUACGUGGGUUCCUAGUGUACAUGCAUACAUAUUUCCAUCGGCAACAUAUCCAUUAUCGAAUCUAUGUUGUUGAACAAGUGGACUCCCGUCCUUUCAACCGAGCCAAGCUCAUGAACAUUGGGGCUGUAGCUGCUAUGAAAGCUGGCUACCCUUGUUUAAUACUUCAUGAUGUGGACCUCUUACCUUUGAGGCCAGCCAACCUCUAUGCUUGCACUGAGAGACCCAGGCAUAUGUCAUCUAGCAUCAACAAAUAUAGGUUUGUCCUACCAUACUUAAACCUUGUUAGUGGUGCAAUAGCAAUUUUAUCAAAGCAGUUUAAAUCUGUAAAUGGGAUGAGCAACGAGUACUAUGGUUUUGGUGGUGAAGAUGAUGACUUGUACUCGAGGUUGGAGGCAAGUAAUCUGAAACUGUGCAGGUUUCAGCCAGAGACUAGUCGGUAUCAUAAGGUCUCAACUAAACCUGAGAGAAAGGUAGAACAACGAAAAAAGGUGAUAAAUUUCACCAAGGAAAGGAUGGCAACAGACGGGUUAAGCUCACUACAAUACACAGAGGUAGCCACUGUUCUUCAUCCACUCUUUACCCAUAUCAUGGUUGACUUGUAGCAUAUCAUUUAAUACUACAAUUACACACAUUUCUUUAGGUACUUUGUUAAAUAAUCCUACUCAUCUAGCCUGAUCUUACACUCGUAAGUUGCUUCCUUUAAAAUUACGUAAGUAAGGGUGCAAGUGGCUUGCGCGUGUUGAGGCACGUGCGCAAGUUACAUGCGUUUUAAAAACGUGCGGAUAUAACGACUCGCGCAUGUACCAAAGCAAAAUACCCACCCGCGUGCUUUUGUCAUUUGCGCAUGUUAACUUGCUCCAGACAUGCACCGUGUAGACGCACCCUAACUUCCAUUAAUUGUAAGAAGUUAUAAGAAAUUACUAUAAGCGACGUGGUCGGGACGGCGACAAAGGGGUUUUACAUUUGUAAAUGUAAUAUAAGCUACUUACGUGAGUAAAACUUACAAGUGUAAGGCUAGCCUAAAGUAAGAUAAAUAUUUAUUUAAAAAAGUACCAAAUCAAAUGGACUAUAGAGUUACUCAUAUCACUUCCUGUUCAAUUUCGCUUUAAUUACCUGAAAUUUUAAGACCACUUUAAUAUAAGUAGUGAGUUAGUAAGCUAGAAUAUUAGAAAUUAAUUCUUGAAACAAUAAACUUUAGACUCAAUUUCAAAUAUAGCUUGACUUGAAUAGAAGAUAGAUUCCAAAGCCAUAGUUUAGUUCAAUCAGACUACUGAUUAUAAUUAUAAAUUCACAUAAAAAUAAUAGUUUACAAGCAAUGUAAGGCAGAGUUGUAGAAAGCCUGAAAAUAUAAUAAACAAACGUUUUUAUUUACAACGUUUUUAAAUACACACAAUUUGGGUGUAGGGCAGACAGACAACUACUUUUUGAAUACUAUUUUUGUUCAAAUGUGGUAUUUCCAUAAUUACUGAUCUAUGAUUUCCUAACUACAUAAGAAAUGGCUUUUAUCAAAUCUGCCUUGAUUAUAAUACUAGUCAUAAGAAGACCAAUACUUUUACUCAGCUAAACCGCUAAUGUUCCUAAUGUCAUUUCAAUCUAAUUAAAGCAAUACUAUUAUAAUAAAACAUUGUGAUAUUCUUGUUGAGGGAUUGAACGAUUUCUGUCCAUAGAGUCCUGUAGUUAAUUAAUCUAGUGCAAUUACAUCUACAUAAGUCUUAGUAUGUUACUAUUUAUGAGAAUUGAUUGUUUGAAAACUUUUAAAGUUGUUGACUUGUACUUAAAUUGUUUCUAUCAAUAAGCAAUUGUUUAUUCAAAUGUAUUGGAAUUUUAAUGUUUAUGUUAAGACCACUUGGAGUUAGGUAAAAUGUGAGUUUACGCUGUUUUGGAUGACGUCAGAGCGGUACUCGUACUUUGUGCCCCCUUACGAUACUGAAUGAAAAUUACGGACAUACGAAUUUCUACUUUAUGAUGAGAACAAUAAGGUCUCAAAUUCAAUAACCAGCUCUGGCGUCAUUAUCAUAGCGUCAAAUGCAUUGUUGGUAAGAUGUAAAAAGGAAAUGAAUUAUAGAAACAGCAAUUUUUGCAACUAAAACUGGAAUAGUGAUACUAAUGAAUUGUUAAAAUAAAUGAAAUAGAAGAGUCAUAUCAGUGAAACAAAGGAAUUUGAAUGAAAUUGUACCUAAUUGGUAGGUAAUUAUAAUAAGUAGAUCAGUUGGUAGGUAGCUAGGUUUUGACGUCAAUAGUGGUUUCUAGUAAGGUUUCAAUUUUAAAUUAUAAUAGAAAGUCCAUUAUUUUGUAAAUGACACUGUUAUUGCUGCUAACGUAGUCGGUUACACGUUUUACAAUAAGUAGAAUUUAAAAUUAAUAAAUGCAUAAAAAUAUCGUCCUAUAGAAUAAAAUAUCAAUACUAUUCAAUCUCGCUGUGUCAGCCAUACUUAUCUAGCAAAUAUUUAAAUUCUACGUUACCUAUUUCUACAAAUGAAUGUAAAUUCAUCCGUCCAUCGUUUGAGUACAGCUUUUCCAAGUUACUAAACCACCAAAACGAAUCAGAAUCAAACAUGAGACCAUGAGAGCACAAUAAUACCGCUUGCUUGGCAACUACUGCAGUAAAGAGUAAUAAGUACAGUUCUCAAUAGAGAGUUCUUCACUUAUCAUUAUUGGACUGUAGAUCUACUUUUAUAGGCAAAUGACGUCACUACUAGAAAUAUUAAGCUCUAAAGCUAGUGGUACCUAGUUUUUUUCCACUUAGUUUCAUAAGCAUCAAUAUCCAGCUAGUGCAUUUGCUCAAUCAAGCAAGAAAUUUAUUUCUACUUAAAUAAACAGAAUGUACCUGUAUGAAUUUGGUAGAAAA
Messenger RNA from Helicoverpa armigera (cotton bollworm), 3340 nucleotides. Its product is annotated as beta-1,4-N-acetylgalactosaminyltransferase bre-4. Gene Ontology annotation, molecular function: galactosyltransferase activity; N-acetyl-beta-glucosaminyl-derivative 4-beta-N-acetylgalactosaminyltransferase activity. Gene Ontology annotation, cellular component: Golgi apparatus. The record is from RefSeq and is a predicted model, not a curated record. Bases 141 to 1094 code for a protein of 317 amino acids. Gene Ontology annotation, biological process: carbohydrate metabolic process; glycosphingolipid biosynthetic process. Lineage: Eukaryota; Metazoa; Arthropoda; Insecta; Lepidoptera; Noctuidae. The transcript has 4 exons.